Vigna angularis (adzuki bean) is the source of this 4023-nucleotide messenger RNA. RefSeq lists its product as uncharacterized. The transcript has 3 exons. Bases 1757 to 2341 code for a protein of 194 amino acids. Gene Ontology annotation, biological process: plant organ development. Gene Ontology annotation, molecular function: DNA binding; DNA-binding transcription factor activity. NCBI's taxonomy places the organism in Eukaryota, Viridiplantae, Streptophyta, Magnoliopsida, Fabales, Fabaceae. The record is from RefSeq and is a predicted model, not a curated record.
UAGGUGUGGCUUUAUCGAUUUCUGUCAUAGAGACACGACGAUUUUCCAAGGAUCAAAAUUCGUUCCCCGUGGAGCUUUUUUGCUUAUUUAUCAGUUCCUUGUUUACGUUCUAUUUGAUAAGUUUGGCUCUCUUUCUACAUAACCUCAUUUUUUUCCAUCGCUAAUCUCUAGUCUAGUUAACGUGUCUUACUGAUGACGGUUUAGUUUCUGUUGGCUGCUGUGUUACCCGUGGUAAUUUUCAUCAUUUGCUCAACCUUAAACUGAACUCAUUACGAAAUGCAGAUCAGUUUGCUUGUAGUCUUGGAAUUGUUCAUUUUCACAUACCUGUUACAGGGGCCCUGUCAUAUUUUAUGUUGGUUUGCUCUUUAUUGAUUGCAUAGCCCUUUAUUUGUCGAUUUUCUGAAAAAAAUUCUUUGGGGGGUUUAUACUGAGCAAAAACAUGUUGAUUCUGAAACUGAGAUUACAAGCUCUUUAUUUGAUUUGUUUAUACAUUCAAUUGCUUGUGAUUUGUUGCACAAUGAUUCUACAGGUUUUAGGAUUGAAACUGAUAUAGAUUUGAUUGACAAUUCUGAAGUUUUUGAUUCAGUAUUAGUCUCUGAAACCAUUGGUAUAAAUGUUGUGUUGAAUGAACAUGAUUACAUUGAUGAAAUUUCCAUUGAUAAUAGCUUUGAACUGAAUGUGGAUUUUGUUGAUGAUGCAUAUGUCAAUAUUGAUUUUGAGACAGGAAUUUUGCAAUCGCAAAACAUGAUAGAGUUAGAACAAAACUUCGAUCUGACUCAGUUUUCUGAGAAUUGUGAAUGUGAUUGUGAAUGUGGUUCUUGCCCGAUUUGUAUUGAAAUUGAUUAUGUGUUACAAACAGAUUCUAAAUUCAUAACAGAUGCUAUUGAUUAUGAGUUUGAUGACCAGGUUAAAAAGUAAAUGAGAAUACAGGUACUGACAUAGAGGAAAUAAUGAUAGAUGAAGGAAAGUAUACUGCUAUUUCUCUUAUUACUCCGGUGUCACAGACUCAACAACUGCUGGUGGACAGAAGGCUCCUGAUUUUAUUGAUUCAACAACUUGCUCGGAGAAGAAGGAAGAAAAGUCUUGAUUUGAGUGAGAAGGCAGUACUGGGCGAGCUGCUCCUGAAGACAUCUUCGCCGGAUCCUGAGGUGGAAGAUAUCUCACUGAUGGUCCAGAAUUGACAACUGCCACCAUGACCAGGGAGCACUCUUUUUCCUCAUUAUCUACAUAUUAUUUAGCUUUUCUGGUGUGUUUUCAUGGUUGUAUUUAUUUCAUUUUAAUUUUUAAAUUGUGAGCAUGAAAUUAAAAAAAAAAAUAUAAUAAAAACAAAAACAUAAAUACAUAUUAGUGUCAGUUUGAGUUCGGACACUCGUAAUAAUAAUAAAAAAAAACAUAAAAAAAUUAAGUGUCCAUAUUACAGUCCUUAUUCAAAUUCUAGCCACACUCGGCCAACAAAAACAUAAAAAAAAAACUAAAAAUAUAAAACUUUAAAAUGGAAAGUGGUUACUGGGUGGCGAUCUUAAGGUAAGCUCCGUCGAGGGAGCUCUGGUACGGAAUGCAGGAGGCAUAAGUGGAGGGAUUUGUCGUUCAUCUCUUUCGUCGUCGAUGAUGAUCAGAAUGGGGAACAGAUCCAGCAGCCUCGGUGCCCUCAUAACUACUCAGUCAUAUUCUUUCAACAAAAAUUUGUAUGUCAAUAAUAGAAGAGGAAGAGAAAAAUUCAAUAAAAAUAGAGAUAUGAUCAGAGUUCUUACCAUACAUGUAUCGCGGCAGCAAAGAAAAAAUAGUGCCAGUGGGGUCUAUCUCCGCUUGCAUGCGCCUGACCCGAUUGCCAUGGUUGUUGAACCAGCAUUGCACGUUAUAUUCGCCGGCUUCUCCGAAAGUCCUUAGUCGAGACGCGAUCUCGAAGACUUGGGCUCUGCUUGGGUGGCGUCCUACUGAUGAUCAGAUUAAGAUGAUGACCAACAUAUACAAUUAUGGGGUCACACACCCAAGCAGAGCCCAAGUCUUCGAGAUCGCGUCUCGACUAAGGACUUUCGGAGAAGCCAGCGAAUAUAACGUGCAAUGCUGGUUCAACAACCAUGGCAAUCGGGUCAGGCGCAUGCAAGCGGAGAUAGACCCCACUGGCACUAUCUUUUCUUUGCUGCCGCGAUACAUGUAUGAAUAUGAUUGGGUAGUUAUGAGGGCACCGAGGCUGCUGGAUCUGUUCCCCAUUCCGAUCAUCAUCGACGACGAAAGAGAUGAACGACAAAUCCCUCCACCUAUGCCUCCUGCAUUCCGUACCAGAGCUCCCUCGACGGAGCUUACCUUAAGAUCGCCACCCAGUAACCACUUUUCAUUUUAAAGUUUUAUAUUUUUAGUUUUUUUUUUUUUUAUGUUUUUGUUGGCCGAGUGUGGCCAAAAUUUGAAUAAGGACUGUAAUAUGGACACUUAAUUUUUUUAUGUUUUUAAUUUUUUUAUGUUUUUUUUUAUUAUUACCAGUGUCCGAACUCAAACUGACACUAAUAUAUAUUUAUGUUUUUGUUUUUAUUAUGUUUUUUUUUUAAUUUCAUGCUCACAAUUUAAAAAUUAAAAUGAAAUAAAUACAACCAUGAAAACACACCAGAAAAGCUAAAUAAUAUGUAGAUAAUGAGGAAAAAGAGUGUUUCCUGGUCAUGGUGGCAGUUGUCAAUUCUGGACCAUCAGUGAGAUAUCUUCCACCUCAGGAUCCGGCGAAGAUGUCUUCAGGAACAGCUCGCCCAGUAGUGCCUUCUCAUUCAAAUCAAGACUUUUCUUCCUUCUUCUCCGAGCAAGUUGUUGAAUCAAUAAAAUCAGGAGUCCACCAGCAGUUGUUGAGUCAGUGACACCGGAGUAUUGGAAUUAGGUGUGGCUUUAUCGAUUUCUGUCAUAGAGACACGACGAUUUUCCAAGGAUCAAAAUUCGUUCCCCGUGGAGCUUUUUUGCUUAUUUAUCAGUUCCUUGUUUACGUUCUAUUUGAUAAGUUUGGCUCUCUUUCUACAUAACCUCAUUUUUUUUCAUCGCUAAUCUCUAGUCUAGUUAACGUGUCUUACUGAUGACGGUUUAGUUUCUGUUGGCUGCUGUGUUACCCGUGGUAAUUUUCAUCAUUUGCUCAACCUUAAACUGAACUCAUUACGAAAUGCAGAUCAGUUUGCUUGUAGUCUUGGAAUUGUUCAUUUUCACAUACCUGUUACAGGGGCCCUGUCAUAUUUUAUGUUGGUUUGCUCUUUAUUGAUUGCAUAGCCCUUUAUUUGUCGAUUUUCUGAAAAAAAUUCUUUGGGGGGUUUCUCUUGAUUCUUUAAGCUGAAAGAAAGUGGAAGUCUUCCUCAUCGUUGUUGAAUGUUGCUGGGAAUGAGGUAAAGCACACUGAAAUGGUAAAAGGGGUGAGGGGAUGGGUUUGGGAAGAAAGGUAUUAUAAUAUUAUAGGAAAGCGUAUUAAAAGGGAAUCCGAAAGAAGGGUGGGUGGUGAAUAUUAUAUGGGGAUAAAGUAUGUGUCCAUGCAAUGAUGAGCGGCGCAUGUCUGUCCUGAAUAUGUAAUCAGCUUUUGCUCCCUCUGGUAUUUAUGAUGUUUAUGUGAGGAGAGAAGAUGAAUGCAAUCAUGAAUGGUGGUUUGAGAAUAUCAUUUAUCUUUACUUUUUAAGUUUUUGGUGAUUUCCAGAUAUGAUUCUUGAUUUCUAUGGUCUGUGAUUAUUAGAAUGGGACUAAUUUUAUUCUUGAUGUAUAGUUGUUUCGGAGGUUGCUGCUUGUCAUGACGCGGUUCUAAAGUUUAUGCUUACUCUUUUGGAUGACAUGCACGAUGUCUCCCCCCACUGUAUAUUUGGCUGAUCAUUUUAACUCUGUACUCCCCAAUUUUGAUGAAUACUUUGUGUACUUCUAUUUAACCCCUGACUGUGUUCUUGGUAGGGGUUGGUAAAGAAAUACUGGUAUUGGCCUUUUGUAUGUGUGUGUUUUUGUAGAUGGUGAUUAACGUAAUAGUGCAGGAACUUGGAAGCCUUUGACUUGAGAUAUGGAUAUGAUUGAAAUGUGUUU